GUUGAGCUUCUGACCAAAGGACACGCUCUUGGUUCCCAGAAGUGUGUUUUGGCAGAGAUGAGAAAGAAAGCUCUGUGCCGGCUGCAGUCGUAUUGGCUUCCUCAGUUCUUACACUGCUGUAAAUCCUGGCUGUGGCGUGUGCCUGAAUGUCAACCCAUUGUAGAGAAAUACACAGCUUUCUCCUUCCCUCCCGCUCCAUCUCCCUCCUCACGUAAGCGUGAGCGCCGCGAGACGAAUCCCACGCUGAGCCCUGCUGAAUCCUACUGCAGUAAACUCAGCAAACGGCUCCUGUGGAGUUCACGUGAGCCGAGCGCAGUCCGUUCUCAGUCGAGCAGCAUCUGCUUGUGGCUUCCAGCAGCCGGCCAGGAGCAUCCGCAGUGCUCAAACAUAGCGCAUCCUCCUCAGAGAAACGCACAAACCUCUGCCCAAGCUGUUGUCCGUCACACAUGCGCCCAAACCCCAGCGUGUCAGAUCCCCUGCCGCGUGAACGUUCGUACUCCACCGUCGGACGUCCUCAGCUAUCUCCAGCCGGCCCUGUCUGCAGAGGCUCUGGCUGCAAGCCCUUUCAGGUCUUAUCUGAGAGACCAAGACCUGGUGGAGAAGCAGCAGAUGCUGGAUCUCUUGGAGGAUCUGGACUUUUUCCUCCAGCUGGUUCUAAAGGCACAAGGAGAAGAUCCGGUCUGCUCACAGAGACAGGCGGCGGCUCGGCAGAUAAUAGAGAAGCACCUGAAAGAGAACAUGCCCUGCUGUGAACGACUGGAUUCAAACACCAGCCAGCAUCUGCGCUCUCUUUUACCCAGCAGUGCCGCUGUCCCGUGGAUUUACAGGGCGAAAUAUGAAAUAUGCAAGGAGCUACAAGAUGUUUACGACUCAUUUCUAGAUGCGGAAGAUAAAGCCCUAGUGUCUCACCUGUUUCAGGGCUCCCGCGGCGAGGACACUGAAGAAGAGCUGCUGUUCUGUGGUUUUGAGACAGAAACAGAAGCUCACUUCACUCAGACGGAGGCGUUGGUGUUGUGCGGAGGAUGCUGUAGUCGUCUCGAGCCUGACGCUCUGUCUCAGGACAGCUGGGCUUUAGUGGGCCUGCAGGACCCGCAGGGAGGAGGAUCACUGCUGCACAAGUACAACACCGACGCUUCUGAAGAGUCAUCGAGCGCAGCGGAGAGCGAUGUUACAACACCCCUCGUUCAAGAUGUGCCCGAAUCUAAAGCAAAGUGUUCUAAUAAUCUCCAGAUGAAAACCUUAAAAAAGGACAGCGUUGUUUUCGAAAAGCCUUCUACAAAACCCAGGUCAUUUGAAGAGGUCCUCGCAUCAUCUCAGUACGCCGGUCACUUCAGACGGUUUCUGCAGGAGCACAGCGCGGACGGAGCGCUGCUCUUCCUUCAGGAAGCUGAAUCUCUGCGCACCCUCGAACCCAAGCGACAAAAGGCCAAAAUCCGUGCCAUUGUAGACAAAUUCUUUCGCCGACAAGAUGCCAAGAUUCAAACUGACAGUACUGACAGUAAAAUAUUUAUUAAAGAAAGAAAACGAAAUGAUGAAACGACGCUGUUCUGCUUGUGCAUGCCCCCCUGUGGCUGUCUGUCUCCCCCUGCAGUGGAGUACCUGCAGUGCAGCGCUGACAUCAUCAGCAGUGUGCCAAAGAUGGACACGCUUCCUCCGGAGGUCAUCUUCACCGUUCAGCACCUGGUUGCCAAGACCCUGGAGACCACGUGGUUCAAACAAUAUCAGGAAGCAUUUUACUCUUGUUCCCCCGUAUCCUCUGAGUCGAAUCUGAGACGUCCGCUGCUGCUGCACAAACUGAAAACGAAUGCUUGGACGGCUUUCAGCACAUUCAUCCGCAGCGUGACCAAGUUUCUGUCUGCCCUGGAGGACCGCGACUUCAGGACUGAGUUUGAAGACUAUCUGAUACACGACUACAAGCACUUCUCACAGCCUUGUUGCGUCCGCUCCAAAGCCCAGCAGUCUUCUGAUAUCAGCAGCGACGGAGAGAAGUUUAAACCCAAGAUGCGAAGCGUCAAAAACAAAAUGGUUGUAGCAGACUUCUUGGUCAACGACCUUUCCUUCUACAUGGAGUGUGAGAGGUUCAGGCAUUUGGCGGACGCAGGUGAUAUAAUGGCAUCGGAGGGCAUGUACAGUGAGAAUGAUUACGCCACGCUUCACCAGAAGGCUGAGCUGAUCAUCAGUGUAUUUCUUCACUCAAAUCUCUCUCCAAAGCUCAUGAUCAACACUAGUGAGGCUCAGAAAGACAGCAUACUGCAGCGCUUUGCCUCGAGGAAGGUGGACCGAACUCUCUUCUAUCCCGCUAUGAUGGAAGUGUUUCCGGUUCUCGUCUUCUGCUGGAAAAAGUUUUGUUGUCUGAAGGUGAUGAAGCGUCUGUAUCCCGCCCAAGCACCGAGGAAACAGAAAGCGUCCUCGCUCCUCCAGGAACAACAUCCUUUAAACGUCCUGCGGGAGAUAAAGACGGUCAGAUCCAGUGAAGGUAAGAUCAUCCUGUACUAAACCAUGAGCGGUCGUUAGCGGUGUUUGAACGGUUUAACCCCUUCACCGAUGUGUCUGAGUAGUUAAAGAUGCCGUCCUGCGCUUCUCGACCCAGCACGGCCUGGUUCUGCUGCUGCCACAGACUCCACAGAACCCCGCUGCUUCCCAGCAGCCCUCGGCCCGAUGAACCACAUUAAACAGCUUCACUUCACGCUUGUGUGCGUAUUUUCAUCAGGCUUAAAUUAAGUUAAAAUGUCCCCUCAGGCCAUCCAAGAUGUGGGUGAGUUUGUUUCUUCGUUCGGAUUUAGAGGAAUGUUCAGCAGUGGAUGCUCUGCAGCGAAUGGGUGCCGCGAGAGUCUGUUUGUUUCUAAGAAGCAAUUCCGUCUUUAGGAAGUUUAUGAACUUCAAACUGUUGCCAUCAGGUGAAAUAUAGUCCGUGAUCCAUAAUAAAACAGUCAUCUGGUGUGAAUCAAGAGAGAAAUCUGCACACUUUGAAGCGAUAGACAACAAAAGACAGACUUUGUCACUGGAGAAGUGUUAUUAUGGAUUAUGUACUCGUAAUUCAGAAGAAAGCAAACGUCUUAUUGAUGGAUUUGUUUCGUACAAACACAGCUUUUCUCUUCACAAGAUGUUCACUGACGGACUGGAAUGCUGUGGAUUAUUGUGAUGCUUUUAUCAGCUGUUUUGACUCUCAUCCUGACGGCACCCAUUCACUGCGGAGCCUCCAUCGACGAGCAAGUGAUGGAAUGCAACAAAAUUCUUCAAAUAUGAUUA
Molecule: messenger RNA, 3249 nt
Organism: Puntigrus tetrazona (Sumatra barb)
Lineage: Eukaryota; Metazoa; Chordata; Actinopteri; Cypriniformes; Cyprinidae
Product: regulator of G-protein signaling protein-like
Exons: 13
Coding region: 58-2496 (812 amino acids)
Source: RefSeq, a predicted model, not a curated record